AUUCGUAAUGACGACACGUUGGUGACGAGAGUGUGUACCGUGGUCGAAAACUUUUUCCAAGAGAACAGAUUUUUUUAGGGGGGUGGUAGAGAUUUAUCACAAGUUUAUAUUUAUUUGAUCCCUGCGUAAAACAUGUCUAGUUCCGGGGACUUCGGAAAUCCACUCCGAAAGUUCAAGCUUGUGUUUUUAGGAGAGCAAAGCGUUGGAAAGACUUCGCUUAUAACAAGAUUCAUGUAUGACAGUUUUGAUAACACGUAUCAGGCAACUAUAGGCAUUGACUUCCUGUCAAAAACCAUGUACCUCGAGGAUCGCACUGUUCGACUGCAAUUGUGGGACACGGCUGGCCAGGAAAGAUUCCGCAGUUUAAUUCCCAGCUAUAUCAGGGAUUCCACGGUUGCCGUUGUGGUAUACGACAUCACCAAUUCAAACUCGUUCCACCAAACCUCCAAGUGGAUAGAUGACGUGAGGACAGAACGAGGCAACGAUGUCAUCAUCAUGCUGGUGGGAAACAAAACCGAUCUCUCGGACAAAAGACAAGUCACUACAGAGGAAGGUGAAAGAAAAGCCAAGGAACUAAAUGUGAUGUUCAUUGAAACCAGUGCAAAGUCAGGCUACAAUGUAAAACAGCUCUUCAGGCGUGUUGCGGCAGCGCUACCUGGCAUGGAAAACACAGAAAGAACAAAAGAGGACAUCGUGGACGUGGACCUGAAGGACGGCCCCAUGGAGGUGCCCAGGCAGGAAGGGGGCUGUGCCUGCUAGCACCCUGUCCCCUCUCCCCCUAUGCCCUGGCCUUUGCCUGACAGCUGCCGGCUACUGCUGACCUUGCUUCCUUUGGCACCCACCCCAAUGCUCGCUUUAUUUUUUCCCUCGUUCUGUACACCGCCAUUCCGUCCACUUGACCUCGGUAGGGUUCUGGCUUUGUACGAGCGCAAAAGCUUUGGCGUACAGCUAAGAUACGACACUGCAAGUAAUGCAAACGUGGUUUCACGCUAGGAGUAGGGACACGAUUAAUCUCGCUUCAAUAACUUGUGCACCUUUUUUUUUUUUGUGUGUGUGUGUGUGUGUGUGUAUUGUCUUACGCAUUAGAAACCUGUUUAUUUUUUUAUUUUUAUUGUACAUGAAGUAGCACAAUAGCCUCAUCAAACGUUUUGAUCUAAUAUUACGGUGGGAUACAUGCAAUCUUUCUUGCGCGCGAUUAACUUCGAGACGAGAGCUUUGUACAGCGUAGGUAGCUAGCGGAAAUGCCUUUACGCCAUGGCGCUUAGGCUGGCCUUUCUUCAGUGUUGCUGGCACGCGGGCAGGCAGGGCAGCAUGUCUUUCUUUCUUGCGUGCAUGUGUAAAUAUAUAGUGCAAUGGAUGCGCACCCAUGUUGUUGUUGUGUUGCAGAAGAUCACAUGCCGUCCCAUGUUUUCUCGUUUCCAUCUCGCAACGUGGGCGCUGAUGCCUUACUCUCACUGUUUAUCGUCCCUACUUCCAAUUGGGACUAUGUUGAGACAAACCGGGCCCUUGGUGCGGCAUAGUUUUGUGGCUUUUCACCCCCCCUUCUUUUCAAGCGACGAGAGUUUGAACUGCCUUGUACAUUUGUGAGCUUUAUUUGUAGAAGGUGAUGGUGGCUUGUACAGAUUCUUGAAAGAAAUAACACUUUAACAUCUA
Molecule: messenger RNA, 1653 nt
Organism: Ornithodoros turicata
Lineage: Eukaryota; Metazoa; Arthropoda; Arachnida; Ixodida; Argasidae
Gene: Rab6
Product: ras-related protein Rab6
Exons: 8
Coding region: 133-759 (208 amino acids)
Biological process (GO): vesicle-mediated transport
Molecular function (GO): GTPase activity; GTP binding
Source: RefSeq, a predicted model, not a curated record